UCAGAGGUUCAACCACCACCAAACUUGUUUUCUUAGUCCAGCAAAUGUUUUUAAUGUAUCAAUAAAGUUCCACUGAUCUGUUACCAGCCGUUACGUGUCUAUAUUUAUCUAUCUUUUUUCUCCUCCCACCAAAUUUUGAACAGAGAAGAACUCAACCCCACACGCAUUCCUCAAUCAAUUUAAUCCAACAACAUUGUGUCAUCAUUUUGUGUAUAUGUUCCAUUUUUCAUGUCCCUUUUGCUUAUAAUCUUUCAACACCUUACCUUUUCUUUUAUGGGAUUGUGAGAUUCUUGGGUAAAAAUAUUAUUGUGCCCUUAACUUCUUUUUUUUCAUGAUCUAAUGGCACUCGGAGCUUUCGUCAAGCUAACGAGUGCCUAGCAUAAUCUUUGUGACAUACCAAAGCAGCGUAAAAACACAAUCCUUGUGAAUCUUGACGCCCCCAUUUCAGUCUUUACACAAACUAAUAUGUCAACAAUGGACAAGGCCAAGUCAAUAUUUAUAAUGACAGGCAGAAUUUUGAAUGAAGCAAUCAGUUUCAUUGUUUUCUCAGUUCUUGACAUUCUUGAUUUUCUACUUUGUUACACUUACAAAGUAAUCGAUUUCAUCGUUGAAGCAGAGUGGAAACCGUGCUACUGCUCGUCAGCUGUGACGAGUAGUGGUACAAUCUUGGUCUCCGAGCAAGGAGAAUCCAAGAUUGUGUGUCUCAGUACUUCUUCUAGCCGCAACAAAUUGCAGCUAGAAGAAAUAUCAGACACACUCUACACUCGGCCUUCUUUGGUUUCUGAAGUGUCAAAAUCCACAGUGAAUGAACUCAAGCGGCUCAAAUUGGAAAAUGCCACAGUGAAAAAGGGAACCCGAAUGUCAACUUUCACUGUUAAUUCCACCAUUGUGGAAAUGUUGCAAGGCAAAAUUGGUGGCCAACAAUAUCAUCCAAUUCCAAGAUGGUCGGAUUGUGAUUGUAAAACUUGUAAUUCUUGGUCCUCUUCUUGCAAAGAUACACUUUUUGUCCAUGUUGAUGGUGCCAAAGAGAACGUGCAAGAGAAUGUGAUCUUCAUUCAUGGGUUCAUAUCAUCAUCAGCAUUUUGGACAGAGACUCUAUUCCCUAACUUUACAAAGGCAACAAAAUCAAAAUAUCGCCUAUUUGCGGUGGAUUUGCUGGGAUUUGGAAGAAGUCCAAAGCCAAAUGAUUCACUUUACACCUUAAGAGAGCAUCUUGACAUGAUUGAAAAAUCAGUGUUAGAGCCAUACACAGUGAAAUCUUUCCACAUUGUGGCACAUUCCUUGGGCUGCAUUUUGGCGCUAGCACUUGCUGUUAAGCAUCCUGGCUUAGUUAAAUCCCUCACUUUACUUGCACCGCCAUAUUUUCCAACACCAAAGGGAGAACAAGCUACGCAAUAUAUGAUGAGAAGAAUAGCGCCAAGACGAGUAUGGCCACCGAUUGCAUUUGGAGCAUCCAUAGCUUGUUGGUAUGAGCACGUAAGCCGAACCAUUUGCCUUCUUAUCUGCAAAAACCAUCGUUUGUGGGAUUUUCUCACCAAAUUCCUCACCAGAAACAGGAUCAAAACAUACUUAGUAGAAGGAUUCUGCUGUCAUACACACAACGCAGCAUGGCAUACAUUACACAACAUAAUUUGUGGCACUGCUGGAAAAAUUGAAGGUUAUUUAGACAUGGUGAAAAAUCGUCUAAAAUGCGAAGUCAUGGUUUUCCACGGUAGAGAUGAUGAACUUAUCCCUGUCGAAUGCAGCUACAACGUACAAUCUAGAAUUCCUCGUGCUCGUGUUAAGGUAGUUGAGAAUAAAGAUCACAUCACUAUUGUUGUUGGCAGGCAGCAGGUAUUUGCUCGGGAACUUGAAGAAAUUUGGAGAAAUAAUUCUACAACUUGAAUUUCUCAAGUGUUUGAUUCAAGAUCCUAGAUAAACAAUGUCAUUUUUAUUUUUUUACCAAGUCCAAUGAAGCAAAUUUGGAUAUAAUGAAAGCUUUAUUGGACUAGUUUUUAUUUCUUUUUAUCCUUUUUUUUCUUGAUUAGAUUGAAAAACCCAGAUAAUUCAAGUAUUAAUUAGUAUAUCAGUGGAUCACCACAGCUUUGUAAUGGGAUGUGAAAGUGUUUCUCAUCUCUUCCUAUUAGUAAUUGCAUAAGAGCAAUAAGAAGCAACGGAAAUGUUUAUGUCUA
Messenger RNA from Nicotiana tabacum (common tobacco), 2171 nucleotides. Its product is annotated as putative lysophospholipase BODYGUARD 3. Lineage: Eukaryota; Viridiplantae; Streptophyta; Magnoliopsida; Solanales; Solanaceae. The record is from RefSeq and is a predicted model, not a curated record.